GGAGGGCUGCAUGGAAAACUGGAAAGACAAAACAAAAGCCACACAUUUCAACCAACAGGCGCUGGUCGCUUUUUAUUUUUAUUUUUAAGCCCAAACAAAAUCGAUUCACUAUUCGUAUCGAUUUCCGUUUAACGUCAAUUUUAGAAAAGUUUUGCAUCAUGCCGAGCAGCACGUCUUUGCUGGAGGCCGACGAGGGAGAGUCCGAGGUCCCACCGCCGCUAGUGCACGCUUUCGCCGGUAUGGGCCUUGAGGAGCACCACGGCACCCAGAGCCAGACCCCCGAACAAAUAGACGAGAGCAUCUCCUUUCACCGCCACCACCAGCUCCCCCCGGUGUCCCAUUUCAGCCUCCUCGGUACGGUCUUAGACUUGAAGCCGCUGCCUCUGCAUCGGCCGCCCUCGGGAGAUGAGGUGAACAAAACGGCUGCGCCCGAGGACGAGGAGCCAGAAGUUGUAGCCGACUCCUCGCUGUUAGUGCAGGCCCACCGCCACCAACACCUCCCACCGGGGCCGGGUGGCUCCGUGAUGCCGUCCGGGAUGGAGCCGCCGCACGUCGAGACGGUAUUGCUGUACAAUGGAGACGACCGGGACGAUACUGGAGUCGGCGGCAGCGCCCUACCACCGGCUGGCAGCAUGGCGAUGCUGCCGCCCGGCGUGUACGGGGAGUCGGGCUACGAGGCCGAGUCGGCGCUGUUGGCUCGGCGAAAGAGCGUCAACACAACCGAGUGUGUGGCGGUGCCGAGCUCCGAGCACGUCGCGGAGAUCGUGGGCAGACAGGGCUGUAAGAUUAAAGCGCUGCGAGCCAAGACCAACACCUACAUUAAGACACCGGUGAGGGGAGAGCAGCCUGUCUUUGUUGUGACGGGGCGCAAAGAAGAUGUGGCCAUGGCUAAGAGGGAGAUCUUGUCUGCAGCCGAGCACUUCUCCCUCAUCAGAGCCUCACGGAACAAGACGGGCCCUCUGACUGCUGUAACCGGUCCAGGGACCCCCUCUCUACCUGGACAGACGACCAUUCAGGUGCGGGUACCAUAUCGUGUUGUUGGGCUGGUCGUGGGUCCCAAAGGGGCAACCAUCAAACGUAUUCAGCAACAAACCCACACCUACAUUGUGACGCCGAGCCGUGACAAAGAGCCGGUGUUUGAGGUCACCGGGAUGCCGGAGAACGUGGACCGGGCAAGGGAUGAGAUAGAGGCGCACAUCGCCCUCCGCACAGGAACCUGUGGAGGCAUUGAGGCCCCUGGUGUAGACAACAAUGACUUUCAAUUCAACGGGACAGACGUCAGCUUUGAGCAUUCUGCACCACCAGUUGGGUUGGGGGAGGCUGGGUGGCUUCAUGCUGGUGCAUCAUCACCAAGUGGUGGUGGUGGUGGUGGCUUGCUGCCAGUGAGCAUCAAUGGUACUCAGCGAAUCAAUAGCAAUAUUAACAGUGGUGUCAGGAUGUCUUCCACCUACCGCAACGACAGCUCCAGCUCUCUGGGCAGCGGCUCCAGUUCAGCUGAUUCUAUGUACAGCAGCAGUAAUGGUAACCGGAUGGCGGAUUUCAGCCCAACCUGUCAGUUUAAUGCCAACGCUAACAACAACAACAACAGUAAUGGCGGCAAUACAAGUUUCUGGUUUGGUGAGAGCCUUCUUCCUAUGGGGUCCGACGAGCUGGUCAGCCUGGGAGGCGGAUCGUCAUCCUCCUCGGGGUUUGACCCAUUAACCAUCUCAACUGCCCAAGCCUCGCACCCUGCUGCGCAGCCACAAAUCUGGAGCCCCUUUGUGGACCACCAACCCCCCCAGGCCUUCGAUGCACGUCAGUCUCAGACCAGUCAGCCUGGGACGCCUCGGCUCUCUCCAACCUUCUCGGGGACAGACGCCUUGGAGCACCCUCAGGCCCAGCGAGUUCAUCGAGGGCCUUUCGGCUCGGCUGGGACCCUCGACGCCCACAGGUUCCCCUCUUACAGCUCCGCCUUCUCCUCUUCCAGUGAAAGCACCGCCUCCUCUUCCUCCCCCCCUGAAUCCUCCCUCUCCUAUCGGCCGGGGCUCGGAUCAGCAGGGAGAGGGCAGGAGAUAUGCAUCCACUGUAUGGAUAACCAGGUGAUCGCUGCCUUGGUUCCCUGUGGCCAUAACCUCUUCUGUCUAGAUUGUGCCACACACAUAUGCCAGGGUCCAGACGCUGUUUGCCCUGUGUGCCUGUCCCCAGUCACACAGGCCAUUCAGCUCCGUAACAUGUGAUUUCGAUCCAUUUCCUGAUGAGGGAUCAGCCUCCCCAACACUUCAAAUUCAUAAUGUGUGGGGAAAUUACAAAACUGGCCCCAAAUCAGUGUCUAGGUGUGUCCUCACCCCUGUUUUGUCCAAGCUGGUGUUUGGUUGACAAAGGUGAGAAAGAAUAGGUGACUUAAGAAUGAUCUGUAUUUAGGGCAUGGGUUAGGGUGUUCGGCCCGUUCAUGUGCCUGAUAUUGUGAAGUCUUCUUCCAUGAUUGAUUGAUUUGAUCAAUGGGAGGGUUGGAAACCCUCUGUGUAGCAUUGGGUGGGGCGGGAUAUAUAUAUUUUUUGCUCAUUGUGAUUUUUGAUUUACAUUUUCUUCUCCCUGAAGCAUCUGGUUAUCAGUUUCUGCCUACCUGUAUUUUAUCAAAUUGUUUAUAUGUACUUUGAAUUAUAUUAGAUACAUAAUGUUGGCUUUCGGGUCAAAGAUAUUUUUUUGUCUACAUCUCAAAAUUUUUGUCCAUUUUUUUAAAUUUUAUUUUGCUGCUACAGUUGUUUUUAUGUGCUGAAAUAUGGCCCCAUUGCCUCAUUUGUUGUGCUCACGGCAAACUUUAAGGAAAGAAAAGAAGUGAGCAUGUUUACAUAUAGUGAGUCCCACAUAUGAAUAUGUAUAAACUAAUAGUAUUUUCCUGGUUACCACAGAUUUUAAAUGCCUACCGCGGUGAACUGGAAACAACGUACACAUGCUGCAUUAUCCUGGCAAGAGCCACUCUAUCCCAGAUAAUUUGCGUAAAUAUUAUCAGGCUAGGGAAGUGCACCUUUAAGCAGGAUAUGAUGUUUACACGCUCCAGAUCAUAAAUCAGAAUUUCUGAAUUUUUAAGAGCAUAUUGAUACACAUGCAAACCCACCCACGGAGAGUUUUUAAACCAAGUGGGUCAGACCUGCAACUACAAAAAAUGUCACACUCCAGUGAGCCUUUCUCAUAGCAGACAUUUUGACUUUUCAUAGUAGGAAAAGCACAGGCGGAACUAAUAACAUGAGCGAUGGCACUGUUAAAUCCAAGGGCUGCAGUGAGAGUGACAGUGAGCAAGCAUUCAGAGCAGCUAAAUGGAAUUCAGCCAUCAUUUAUUGUAUUUUUUUUACACCCAUGUUGUUCCUACUGUGAUGUGUCAAAAUGCCAUCUUUGGAAAAGGCCUAUGGCAACCUCUUGUUGCCUCAGGUUUCUCUUUCCCAGACCAGAGUCUGCGGAUAAAUCCUUUUUUUCUAGAGUACCAGGACGUUACAGGCAUUCUGUAUUGCCACGUUGCUUCCCAUUUCUACUUUUAAAGAAACUGUUUACGGUAAACUCGUGCCUGAUUCCGUUCUGUAAACAAAGAGAAACAACUGGUUCAGUGGACGUACAGUGUUGCUCUGUCUUAAAACAAACGUGGCCUUUUUUUGGAAAGCCUGUAAUUAACUGACAACACUAUCUACAAAUCCAGAUUUUGGCUCGAUAGAUCACAAGCUGACAGACCGAGGUCUUAAUGUAUUCGUUAAAGUUCAAUCUCUUAAAGGCAUCUCGGUGGAACAAAGGUAUUAUAUCACAGGGGUGCUUUCUUUUGCUUCCUAUUUCUGUUGAGCCUUUUUUCAAGUAUUUCCCACCUAUUGCUUUUAUCUUUUUUGCACCAGACACUCCCAUUUAGUUUAUUUCUGUUUCCAUCUUUAUUUUCCUUCUCAUUGUUUUUUGCCUUUUGGUUUAUUUCUCGAGAACAUCCUAGUAUGGGGAAACCGUGUGCUGAUUUUCAGCCAGAAAGAUGUGCACAGCUUGUCCCUAUGGAAACAUUCCUCCACCCCCCCUAUUGCUGUCACUUAUGAAGAUGGUAGGAGUAUGGCUAGGUUAGUGGAACCUCACCUGGGAGCCAAAAAAGCUGAUAUUCUUUGAAACUCUGCUACGAAGAGAGCUGUAAUCUGGAAAAAAAAAUCCUCAGCCAUCUCAAUAUUACCAUUUCCUUUCAUUGGAACUGCUCCACCCAGUGGCCGCUCCUCACAGCCAUUUUGUGUCCUCAUUGGUGAGCAUAAUUCUAUUGGGAUGCAAAAUUGAGACCGUGUCUACCAGGCCUAUGCAACAAUCAUCUCAGUAUCUUAACUCGAGGAAGCACUAGAUCAAUAAAACUACUUUGGUUUUAAUCACAGAGCUCCAGACAUCUUGGGGGUAAAGUUGUAGACGGACAUCUUCCCUCUGUUUUUCCUACUGUGUUUGAGUCGGGGUUCAUUAGCUGCUCCAAUGCACUGAUGAGAUGUUUCGAAGGCACACGCUUUGCUUGUCAUGUCUCAUCAGCUCAUUUGUUUACUGUCCUUCCCCAUAUCUUAUCACUUUAUUGACAAGUUUGGAUCCAGAACACAGGCUGACCCCCACCUUCCUUCGUCCGACCAGUAAAGAAAAGGUACAGAUUCAUCUCAGAUCUUAGCUUUAAACACCUGUGUCUCUAGACUUUGACAGGAUUGAAUGAGUUGACGGACACUGCGAAGGGGAAGCAGCUGGAAUGAUUUCACCAUAAACCGUGCUGACGCUACAUAAGGUCAAUGCUGUUGCUUUACUUUGUGGACAUUGGACCACAGUCCGUCUAGCAUUCCAGCUGUUAAUAGUAUUUGGGAGUUAUUCUAUUGCUUGGCUCUGUUUUUUUAAAUAUCAUCCGUCGGGGAUGAUUUGAGUUUCCUCGAGGAAAUUGAACAGAAUGAGUCCCAAAAGUGCAAAAAAAAACCCCAUCUGCUUUUGUCCCCUCGGGUCUUCUCUCCGUCCUUUUUAUUUGACUUCUCUCAGCUCUACGAGGAGUUGAUCUCUCUUUGCUCUCUUACUCUCUCUGAGGGAAUGCAAUACACUGUCGGCCCUCGGUUUAUUGACAUGAAUCUAUUGACAUUUUUGUGUAUGUAUUAUACGAUAUUACUGUUAAUGACUGAUAAAUAUACAGAACUUAUUUUUAUUUUGUUACAUUUCAUAUAUAUACAUAAAUAUAUCUAUAUUAAAAUGUUUACAGUAAGAUUUUUAAUUUUUUUUUUUUUUAACUUUUUUUUUCUGAGUGAUCAAGUGAAUGAAGAGUUGGAAACCCAGAGAUGAUGCAGGAGGAAGAGGGUGUCAAUGCUAUCUGCUUGUAGUCUAGUUAUUAGUUUACAGUAUUGAUGAUAAUAGUAUUGAUAGCUGCCGUUUUAACCUAGUGGAAAAUGGAAUGUGCAUCACGAGCAUGUCUUCAUAAUGUACCGCCAAUGUAAAACGUCACACUGCAACUGUACAGAGGCCAAGGAUUCAAGCUGCCUGUCAUGUCUGUACGCCACCAAAUUAAGAACGGUAUACUGUACAAUGUAUCUUAGAUUAUCUAUAUAUAAAUAAUACAUAUAUUGUUAAGAUGUACCAACAGUUCAAAGUAUUUGCUAAUUUUACUACACUUUUGUUAUGUAUAUGUAGGGGGAGUCUUAUGGCAUAUAAAUUCUUCAAAUUGAGUCAGGAGUUUAAAAGCAGACUAUAUUUUAUAACGGCCUUUUAAGUUAUUGCGGCCAAAGCACUGAUAUUAUAUAUUUGCUGUAAAGAGAAUUUAAGAGUUUUAUUUUUCUGAUAUUAAAGUUACUUAAUAAAGACGGUUUCAUUUUA
Epinephelus lanceolatus (giant grouper) is the source of this 5808-nucleotide messenger RNA. RefSeq names its product RNA-binding protein MEX3B-like. The record is from RefSeq and is a predicted model, not a curated record. Gene Ontology annotation, molecular function: RNA binding. NCBI's taxonomy places the organism in Eukaryota, Metazoa, Chordata, Actinopteri, Perciformes, Serranidae.